Molecule: messenger RNA, 2579 nt
Organism: Chinchilla lanigera (long-tailed chinchilla)
Lineage: Eukaryota; Metazoa; Chordata; Mammalia; Rodentia; Chinchillidae
Gene: Trim45
Product: tripartite motif containing 45
Exons: 6
Coding region: 725-2467 (580 amino acids)
Biological process (GO): positive regulation of DNA-templated transcription
Cellular component (GO): nucleoplasm; chromatin
Molecular function (GO): ubiquitin-protein transferase activity; protein binding; zinc ion binding
Source: RefSeq, a predicted model, not a curated record
GCCGCUCACUUUCAACCUUCCUCUUUUCCUCGCCCCUCCUUCGACACUUAGUGUGGUCCUUCACCUUCUCCAAUAGUGUGAGAGGCUGUGGAAUUUCCCAAUCUUAUUGGAUAGUGAUGGCGUCACUCCGAAGGGAGCAGCGAGGACCGCCCCUCUCGAACGGUGAUUGGGCUCUCAGGAGCCGAGCCGGGCUGGGAUUGGUGCGAGGAAGAGCGACAGCUGAGCAGAGGACCACAGAGGUUGUGUCCCCCGGGCCGCCGGCGGGGCUGCGCAGCUCCGUUGCCCACCGCACGCCCUCCGAAAGGGAAGGAGCCUGAGGACCUCUUACUUCAUCGCACAGGGGCGGUGGUGGCGCCUGUCGCGUGCCUGUAGCGAGAUCCGUUGGGAGGGGAAGCCAUAGAGGGCGUGAGAUGCAGGGGUCAAGGAGUUGCGAAGACUAGCUAAGGCGGCGCAUCCGGGAAGUUGGGUUUGGGGGACAGAGGAGGGGUGAGCGUGUCUGGUAUGGGAUGCCGUGGAAAGGAAGGGGACCACAGAUGCUGAGUAGAUCUGUGGGUGGUUCCUUGGAGGCGUCUUCUUUUUCCCAGUUGCCCUUUUGCUUACCAACAACAGCGUUCUCAUGCCGUCUACUCAAGUUCUGGAAACUUUGUCUUUGGGUGAGGUUAAUCAGCAACUGCGCUGCAGAACUGUCUAGGCCUUUUCUGGCAGUGGGCACAAGAGUGGGGGAAUGUCAGAAAACAAGAAGCCGCUUCUGGGCUUGAUGCAGAAACUCCCCAAUGGGUCUGCACCUGGGAACCCUGGUAAGACUCACUGCCCUCUGUGCAUGGGGCUUUUCAAAGCCCCCAGACUCUUGCCUUGUUUGCACACGGUUUGCACCACCUGUCUGGAGAAGCUGGAACCCUUCUCAGUAGUGGACAACCGAGGGGCAGACUCUGACACAAGUUCUGAAGGGUCAGUAUUCCAGGAACACAAGCCUGAGAGUCUGCAGCGGCAGAUCGGCAUCCUGUGUCCGGUAUGUGAUGCUCAGGUGGACCUGCCCAUGGGUGGAGUGAAGGCUUUAACCAUAGACCACCUGGCCUUGAAUGAUGUGAUGCUGGAGAGUCUGCGCGGGGAAGGCCAGGGCCUGGUGUGUGACCUGUGCAGCGACAGGGAAGUGGAGAAGAGGUGUCAGACCUGCAAAGCCAAUCUCUGCCACUUUUGCUGCCAGGCUCAUAGGCGGCAGAAGAAAACAACCUACCAUACCAUGGUGGACCUAAAAGAUCUGAAAGGCUACAGCCAGGUUGGAAAGCCCAUCUUGUGUCCUUCUCACCCUACAGAGGAGCUGAGCCUGUUCUGUGAGCUCUGUGACCGUCCGGUAUGCCGGGAUUGCGUGGUGGGGGAACACCGGGAGCACCCCUGUGACUUCACCAGCAACGUCAUUCACAAGUACGGCGACUUUGUGCGAGAGCUCCUCAGAGGUACCCAGCCCCACAUGGAGGCUCUGGAGGAAGCUCUGGCUCAGACUGAAGAGAUGAAUAGUGCCCUCCAGAUGCAAGUGGAGGCAGUGGCAGCAGAUAUCCGCACUUUCUCUGAGGGCUAUAUCAAGGCCGUCGAGGAGCAUCGGGACAAGCUGCUGAAGCAGUUGGAGGACAUACGGGUCCAGAAGGAAAACUCCCUGCAGCUGCAGAAAGCUCAGAUGGAACAACUGCUGGCAGACAUGCGGACUGGUGUAGAGUUCACUGAGCACUUGCUGACCAGUGGCUCAGACUUGGAGAUCCUCAUCACCAAGCAAGUGGUAGUAGAACGGCUCAGGAAGCUUAACAAAGUCGAGUAUAGCACCCGUCCUGGAGUAAACGAUAAAAUAUGCUUCUCUCCUCAAGAGAAAGCAGGCCAGUGCCAUGGCUAUGAAGUUUAUGGGACCAUUAAUACCAAAGAGGUUGAUCCAGCCAAAUGUGUCCUUCAAGGAGAAGAUCUCCACAGAGCGCGGGAGAAACAGACAGCCUCUUUCACCGUGUUCUGUAAGGAUGCUACGGGAGCAAGCAUGGGCAGGGGAGGAGACAACAUCCAUGUUGCAGUAGUCCGUAAAGAUAAGAAGGACAGUCCAGUCAGAACAGUGGUCCAGGAUAACAAGGAUGGGACAUACUGUGUUUCCUACACCCCAAAGGAGCCUGGGAUCUAUACCGUGUGGGUCUGCAUCAAAGAGCAGCAUGUGCAGGGCUCCCCAUUCACCGUGACCGUGAAGAGCAAGCACCGCCCACACCCAGGAGUAUUUCACUGCUGCACUUUCUGCUCCAGUGGAGGCCAGAAAAAUGUACGCUGUGCCUGUGGAAGCACCAUGCCAGGUGGGUACCUAGGCUGUGGCCAUGGGCACAAGGGCCACCCAGGUCGGCCCCACUGGUCUUGCUGUGGGAAGUUUACUGAGAAGUCUGAAUGCACAUGCACAGGUGGGCAGACCACACCGAGGAGUCUGCUAAGAACGGUGGCACUGUGAUGGUGUCCUGAGUAUGAGAUCAACCUGGUAAAGCUGCAGAUUUCCAGAGGACCCCAGAGCGUCAUUAAUUCUGAAGAGACUGGUAGAAUUAAAAACAAAGUGCCUUAUCUUA